This is a messenger RNA of Saccharomyces cerevisiae S288C, 1503 nucleotides long. RefSeq names its product phosphatidylserine decarboxylase 1 (gene PSD1). Gene Ontology annotation, biological process: protein autoprocessing; phosphatidylethanolamine biosynthetic process; phospholipid biosynthetic process. The transcript has a single exon. The coding region runs from base 1 to 1503 and encodes 500 amino acids. Gene Ontology annotation, cellular component: mitochondrial inner membrane; endoplasmic reticulum membrane; mitochondrion. The record is from RefSeq and is marked reviewed. Gene Ontology annotation, molecular function: phosphatidylserine decarboxylase activity. Lineage: Eukaryota; Fungi; Ascomycota; Saccharomycetes; Saccharomycetales; Saccharomycetaceae.
AUGUCAAUUAUGCCAGUUAAGAACGCCUUGGCGCAAGGGAGGACGCUCCUCAUGGGGAGGAUGCCUGCUGUAAAGUUUUCUACAAGAAUGCAAUUAAGAAAUAGAACUGCGGUGCUAUGGAAUAGAAAGUUUUCCACGCGUCUUUUCGUUCAGCAACGACGCAGUUCUGGAGAGAUUGUGGAUCGUGCCAAAGCUGCUGCCGCAAAUAGCGGAAGAAAACAGGUCUCCAUGAAAUGGGUUGUUUUAACUAGUUUCACCAUUGUUCUAGGAACCAUUUUACUAGUGUCAAGGAAUGAUAGUACAGAGGAGGAUGCUACAGAGGGCAAAAAAGGGAGAAGGACAAGAAAAAUCAAAAUAUUUAACAAUAAUUGGCUCUUUUUCUGCUAUUCUACUUUACCGCUGAAUGCGAUGUCUCGAUUAUGGGGCCAAGUAAAUUCUCUUACGUUACCCAUUUGGGUUAGACCAUGGGGUUACAGGUUAUAUUCUUUCCUUUUUGGAGUUAACUUGGACGAGAUGGAAGAUCCUGAUUUGACACAUUAUGCAAAUUUAUCCGAAUUUUUCUAUCGUAACAUAAAACCAGGCACACGUCCAGUAGCACAAGGCGAAGACGUUAUAGCUUCUCCAAGUGAUGGAAAGAUUUUACAAGUUGGUAUAAUCAACUCUGAAACUGGCGAAAUCGAACAAGUCAAGGGAAUGACAUAUUCCAUCAAAGAAUUCCUUGGCACUCACUCCCACCCCUUGAUGUCUAAGAGUGCAUCUAGUCUAGAUUUGACUUCUGAUGAGGAAAAGCAUAGAGAAUUCGCCAGGGUAAAUAGAAUACAAUUAGCGGGUUCCGAAGACACUGAACAGCCUCUUCUUAACUUUAAAAACGAGGGCGAUCAAUCUGUUCGAGAGUUCAAACCAAGUGUGUCCAAAAAUAUACAUCUUUUAAGUCAACUUUCUUUAAACUACUUCUCUAAUGGGUUUUCGUGCUCUGAGCCUCAUGAUACGGAACUUUUCUUUGCCGUCAUUUAUUUGGCUCCCGGUGAUUACCAUCAUUUCCACUCUCCAGUUGACUGGGUUUGUAAGGUUCGCCGCCAUUUCCCAGGUGAUUUAUUCUCCGUGGCACCUUAUUUCCAGCGUAACUUCCCUAAUCUUUUCGUUCUAAAUGAAAGAGUUGCUUUGUUGGGUAGUUGGAAGUACGGAUUUUUUAGCAUGACUCCUGUUGGUGCAACAAAUGUUGGUUCAAUCAAGUUGAAUUUUGAUCAAGAAUUUGUGACAAAUUCAAAGAGCGACAAACACUUGGAACCACAUACCUGCUACCAGGCAGUAUAUGAGAAUGCAAGUAAAAUAUUGGGAGGGAUGCCUUUGGUUAAGGGUGAAGAAAUGGGUGGCUUUGAAUUGGGUAGCACUGUUGUACUUUGUUUUGAAGCUCCCACUGAAUUUAAGUUCGAUGUUAGGGUUGGUGAUAAGGUUAAGAUGGGACAGAAAUUAGGCAUAAUUGGAAAGAAUGAUUUAAAAUGA